AUGGACUUAACAAAUGAAUUGUCAAAAGAUAUUAAAUUUUUGUGCGAUUGGAUCCAUGAUUUCGACAAACUAUUGAACGACAAAACUGGUGUCAAAUUGUUUUCGGAGUUUCUCAAUAAAGAGUAUAGUAUUGAAAAUCUUAAAUUUUGGAUGUGUUGUCAAAAGUAUAAGAAAAUUACGGAUAAUAAAAAAAGGGUGGAGUUUGCAAAACAUAUAUACAAUAAAUACCUGAGUGCCGGGGCUUCAGAUGCAGUCAAUGUCGACAGUCUUGCCAUUCAUUCAGUAGAAGACAAUCUCAAAGAUCCCAAACAAGAGUUAUUUGCUGUACCGGAAAAACAGAUUUAUAAUUUAAUGAAAUAUGAUUGUUAUAAACGAUUUCUAAAGUCAUUUUACAACAACAAUAUGAGUGACAAUGCCUUUCAUGAAAAUAUUGUUAAAAGUGCCCAAAAGUGUUGUUAUUCACCAAUUAUUAAGAAUUUAGAAGAAGUCAAUCCAAUAACUAGUUCUCGUUACAGACAAAAUGCAUUCAAAAAAUUAAGAAAACUUGAAACCAAUAAUCAAAUGAAUCGAAGAAUUUAUAAACAAAAACUUUUGAAAAAUUUAAGUCCAAAGAAAAGGCUAAUCAAUAAAAAUAAAUUAAUUUGUGAUAAUAGUCUCAAUAGUCUAAACCAUUCUUCAACUAUUUGUAGUCCAAAUGAAUCUCAUCCCAUAAAAUGUCGACAAAAAGACAUGCGAUCGACACAAAUGCAAUCUAUUCAAUGGAUUCAAUCAAAUAUAUCUUUGACACCAAAUCGUAAUAAUCAUAAUCUUGUCGCCCAAUUCAGUAGUCCAGCGCUCCGGUCGCUGACCGUUAUGUUUAGCGACGGUCCGAAAGAAAGAGUCAAAAUAACGAAAUCACAAACUCUGAAAAAUUUAUUGGAAAUUCUUUUAGAGAAAAAAUUUUUAUAUUAUACAGCAUUUGAAGCCUUUCCUGUCAAUUCAGAUAUUGCAUUGGAUCUUAAUUGUGAUGUUUUGCAUAUGACAUUCAAUGAGAUACGAGUAGAGCAAAGAAUAACAUUUGAUGUAAAGUUGCCAAACGGAUUGGUCAUCAAUGUUAAGUCUAAGCCAUCGACAAUCUGCGCUAAAGUCUUAAAUCCAAUUUUAAUGGAAUUUAAUCCCCGAUACGAUUCCGAUUAUUUUUCCAUUCAAUUUUGCGACACAAAUGAACUUUUAGCACCUGAUGUGCCAAUAUUUUGUGCCGACAAUCGUAAGUUAUAUGUGACCUAUAAUGGAGUCAAUGAAACUAAAAGCUUAGACUCGAAAGCAAUUCUCAAUACUAAUAACUUAGAGGACAGAAAACUAUUGUCACAGUUUUUGAAUGAGAAAAAUGAUUUCAUUAAAACAACGAGUUUGAAGAAAAACAGAGAUUUCUUGAAUAUAUCGGACAUUAUUUUCAACGAUGAAAACAAAUCGGAAGCAUUUUUCGAUGAUUUGCUUAAGAGUUCGCAAACGGUUCCCAAUUAUCGAAAUGAAUUGAGAUUAUCAAACAAUCUGAAUGUUCCCGAAGAAUUUAAUGACGAAUUCAACAAUUCAUUUGAAUUACAGACUAAAAAAUAUAAUAACGAAGAAUAUAAACAAAAGAGUCAUUCAAACAAAUCGCCAAAAUAUAAAACAUCAAAUGAUUCAACAGACAAAAAGUCUUCAACAACUCUGAUGUCGGAUCAGUUGUACGAUAAAAGACAUAAAAGUUAG
Molecule: messenger RNA, 1731 nt
Organism: Oppia nitens
Lineage: Eukaryota; Metazoa; Arthropoda; Arachnida; Sarcoptiformes; Oppiidae
Product: regulator of G-protein signaling loco-like
Exons: 7
Coding region: 1-1731 (576 amino acids)
Molecular function (GO): GTPase activator activity
Source: RefSeq, a predicted model, not a curated record